This is a messenger RNA of Macroventuria anomochaeta, 3029 nucleotides long. RefSeq names its product ankyrin repeat domain-containing protein. NCBI's taxonomy places the organism in Eukaryota, Fungi, Ascomycota, Dothideomycetes, Pleosporales, Didymellaceae. The transcript is spliced from 6 exons. The record is from RefSeq and is a predicted model, not a curated record. Bases 1 to 2730 code for a protein of 909 amino acids. Gene Ontology annotation, molecular function: ATP hydrolysis activity; protein binding.
AUGGAUCCCCUCAGCGUCACAGCCAGCAUCAUCGCGGUCCUCCAGCUCUCCGGCAAGUUCCUUGCGUAUCUGAACGACGUCAAAGAUGCCUCAAAGGACCGCGCGCAGUGCGCGAUCGAGGCAUCGACCCUCUACAGCCUCCUUGUCAAUCUGAGAUGUCGACUGGAAGAGGGGAGCGCCAGUCAGCCAUGGUUUACCGCUGUCCGAGCCCUCGCAGUUGAGAAUGGGCCGCUCGACCAGUUCAAGCAGGCGCUGGAGUUGCUGCAGGCUAAGAUGACCGAUGGAGGUCGACUGAAGAAGGCUGGCAAGGCGCUGGUAUGGAAAUUCAAAAAGGAAGAGAUUGCGAGCAUCCUGGCUCGAAUGGAGCGACUGAAGACGCUGGUAGAGAUCGCGAUACAUAUGGACCAUUUAAAACUUUCGCAAGCUAUCAAAGACGACACCAACUUUCUUCGGACGCACGCACCCGUCAUUCAGUCUGGGGUAGACACGAUUCGACAAGAUCAAGACUCGGCAAGGCAUCGCAGGCUUCUAGAAUGGAUAUCAGCUUCAGACUACCCCGCUCAACAAUCGGACAUCAUAAGGCAUAGACAGGAAGGAACGGGUCAGUGGUUCCUGGACGCACCUGAAGUAGCACGAUGGCUCAAUGAGGCCAAUACCAUUCUCUUUUGCUCAGGGAUCCCAGGGGCCGGCAAAACCAUGAUAGCAGCUAUUGCGAUCGAUCAUUUGCUGAACACAGCGCGGAACAGCUCACACGGGAUUGUCUACGUUUACUGCAACUACAAAGCUCAGGAGGAGCAAGAUGUCUCGAGCCUGCUGGCAGCUAUUCUUAAGCAGCUGGUUCAGGGUCGUCUGUCAGCGAUGGAGCCCAUAGAGCGGUUGCAUCAGAAGCAUGCCGACCGGGGAACCAAGCCGUCACUCGACGAGAUUUACAGCGCGCUUCGAGACGUGCUUACACACUAUCCUCUUGUUCAUAUAGUGAUCGAUGCACUGGACGAAUGUCAGAACGCUACUCGCCGCCAACUUCUGGCAAAACUCCGAGAUUUUCAAGCAGGAAGCGAUGUUCGUUUCAUGGUCACAGCCCGUUAUAUACCAGACAUUGAGGAUGCCUUUAGAGGAGCGCUGAGGCUCGAGGUGCAGGCUAGCAGAGAGGACGUCAAGCGUUUCGUGGCCGGUCAGAUAUUCCGACUACCCACAUGCAUACAACGCAGCGCAGCGCUGCAGGAGAUGGUGCAGGAAAGAAUAGUGGAUGCGGUGGAUGGCAUGUUUAUUCUGGCACGCCUGCACAUAGACUCGCUGCUAGACAAACGAACGGCAAAGGAUGUGAAGAUAAAUCUCUCAAAACUCCCGAAGGGCGCAGCCGCACUCGACGUCGCGUAUAGAGAUGCUCUUGAACGAAUUGAAGGUCAGCUGGAGGGUGAUCGCGCGCUAGCUAAAAAGGUUCUAUCAUGGAUCACAUUGGCAAAACGACCGCUUACCACUGCGGAGAUAUGCUGCGCCCUGGCAGUGGAGCCCGAUGAGACGACGAUCGACCCGGACAACGUGCCUAAUAGCGAAGACUUAGUAUCUGUGUGCGCCGGUCUUGUCAUUGUCGACACGGAAAGUGCUAUCAUCCGUCUUGUACACUACACUACACAAGAAUACUUCGAGCGGAUUGGAGAUGCAUGGAUGCCGGACAGCCAGUUCCACAUUGCUAGUACAUGCCUUACGUACUUGUGCUUUAGUGAUUUUCAAAGCGGCAGCUGCUCCAGUGACAAGGACUUUGAAGCGAGGCUACAGGAACACCAGUUCCUCGACUACGCGGCUAAGAAUUGGGGAGUGCAUGCAAGAGCAACCGAGGCCGAGAUUGCUGAUCUCGCGUGUGAAUUUCUCCACAGCGGUUCGUUUUCAUGUGCUGCGCAAAUUCUGAGAGUUUCCCGCUACAGGUACGAAGGGUACAGCAGACAUUAUCCUACAACCACACCUUUGCACGAGUUAGCACGUCUUGGACUCGCUGGCAUAGCGGAAAGAAUUCUAUCUACCGCAACAGAGCCUGUUACACAGGCACUGAAUGCGGAAGACAGCUGGAACGACACUCCCUUGACUAUUGCAGCGAGACACGGACAUUGUGAGCUGGCCAAUAUGCUGCUCGACAAUGGCGCCGAGGUCAGCGCGCAUGGCGGACACUACGGCAACGCACUGCAGGCAGCUUCAGCUGGAGGCCACGAGCAGGUAUUUAAGAUGCUGCUCGACAAAGACGCCGACGUCAACGCGCAGGGCGGACACUACGGCAACGCACUGCAGGCAGCUUCAGCUGGAGGCCACGAGCAGAUAGUCAAGACGCUGCUCGACAAAGAUGCCGACGUCAACACGCAGGGCGGACACUACGGCAACGCACUGCAGGCAGCUUCAGCUAGAGGCCACGAGCAGGUAGUCAAGACGCUGCUCGACAAAGGCGCCGACGUCAACGCGCAGGGCGGAGGGUACGGCAACGCACUGCAGGCAGCUUCAGCUGGAUGCCACGAGCAGCCUGACAGGUCUGUAAAAGAGACACUCCGGAGGCCCGGACUACCAAUGUAUAUAGGAUGUGGGGUUGCGGUUCCAAAAAAACCCCCCGGUCAAGACGUUCGACUCGAACACACCCAAGAUGAAGCUCUCCACCACUUUCAUACUCUUCGUCGCUUCUCUCGCCAUAGCUGUACCUGCCGAAGUCAAACGCGAAGCAUCCCCCCAACCGAUCCCAAUUGGCACUGAUUAUGCCCUCCUACAGGCCCGCUGUAGCCACCUGGAGUGCAAGUGUACCGGCUUUGAUCCCAGCAGCUGCUCCGGCCCGGGUUGCGGAAAACAGUGCAACACUGGAAACUAGAAGUUUAAAAUCGAAGUUUGAGCGCCUUCCGUAGUAUCGUGUUUCUUGUUGUGUCUAUGAGCAGGAUGUGAGUUCGACGUUGCGUCAUGCAAGGUGGACCGAGGAAGGUGUGAUGCACGUAGAACUUCAGGUCACUCAUGUCAGGGAGGUUGCCAUGUACUUAUCGUUACAGUGCUUCCAAUUUCAU